Molecule: messenger RNA, 576 nt
Organism: Malus domestica (apple)
Lineage: Eukaryota; Viridiplantae; Streptophyta; Magnoliopsida; Rosales; Rosaceae
Source: RefSeq, a predicted model, not a curated record
AUGCCAGCUAAUCUUAUUCCAUUAGAUAUUUUUGACUUUGAUGUAAUCUUAGGCACAGAUUGGUUGCAUUAUAAUCGUGCCAAGAUAGAUUGCUACGGGAAAAUAGUUGCUUUCCAUCGUCCUGGAUUACCUAAAGUUACUUUUGUGGGUGAACAUAGUGGGGUGAGGCACGGUAUUAUUUAUGUUGUAAGAGCAAAAAGGUUGUUAUCGAAAGGUUGCCAGGGAUAUUUAGCUCAUGUAGUGCUGAAUGAUGUUGCUUUUAGUAGUGUGGAGGAUGUUCGAGUAGUCAGGCAUUUUCCUGAUGUAUUUCUUGAUGAUUUACCUGGAUUGUCGCCAGAUCGUGAUGUGGAGUUCACCAUUGAUUUGUUUCCAGUGGCUGAUGCAUUUAUUAGGAAAACUCCAAUUAGACUUAAUGCCAUUUAUGUUUGCCAUGUUCCUCUUCUUGUGGAUUUAAGGUCCACUGAAGUGAAGUUAAGAGUGGAAGAUCGAGAGAAAGCCCUACUUGCAAAUUUUCAAGUUAAGCCAAUUUUAAUUGAUCAUGUACUUAAGGCCCAGAUGGAUGAUGAAGAGACCUAG